Messenger RNA from Phytophthora nicotianae INRA-310, 722 nucleotides. RefSeq lists its product as hypothetical. The transcript has a single exon. Bases 51 to 722 code for a protein of 223 amino acids. The record is from RefSeq and is a predicted model, not a curated record. Lineage: Eukaryota; Oomycota; Peronosporomycetes; Peronosporales; Peronosporaceae.
GACACCGCACAGCUCAGUCGACUAUCGUACCACCUCACCACUUACCGACCAUGCCAGCGCCCAGCACUCGUCGCAACACUAACCGCACGCGUUGCCGACUAACGGACUGCAACAAGUUCGCACAAACGCGUGGGCUUUGCAAGGCGCACGGCGGCGGCUCGCGCUGUCGCCAUCCCGACUGCCCCAAACUGGCCCAGAGCCGUGGCCUGUGCAUCGCCCAUGGCGGCGGCCGCCGUUGCAUUGUCGAGGACUGCAACAAGCUCGCACAGUCCAAGGGCCACUGCAUCUCGCACGGCGGUGGCCGUCGCUGUGCUAUUCCCCAUUGCGACAAGUUCUCGCAGGUCCGUGGCUACUGCAAGGCCCACGCCAAGGUGCUUAUGGUGUUCAGAUCUCCUUCGUCUCCUACCCACGCAGCACUCUUGACCCCACCGGUUUCUGCCCGCUGCAGCCCCAAUACGACCCUGUCUCCGGUCAACUCGAAGCUCUCCAUCGACUUUCUUGUGAACCCGUCGCUGCCUAACGAACAACCGUGCACGACGAAAACCAGAGUGCCAGCCUUUCAGGCUACACCACCAGCUCCGCAGCUUCCUAGCAUCGCAGCGAGUGGGCGUUCGCUGCUGUCAUUUCUCGAACCUACGUCAAGGACGGCGGCAUUGCCGCCGGCAUCCAGGUUGAAGUUACCAUCACUCACUGUCCGGCCGCUAGUACCCUACUACCGCUAA